Messenger RNA from Haemonchus placei, 927 nucleotides. The record is from the annotation of a GenBank genome assembly. Lineage: Eukaryota; Metazoa; Nematoda; Chromadorea; Rhabditida; Trichostrongylidae.
AUGAGUCUCGACAGCAAGAUCGUGGCGUAUCGCUUCAUUGGUUGCGCUACGCUGGCAUUUUCGAUUGCGUCUGCGCUUUCCAUCUGCAUCACGCUCCCUUUGGUCUCCGAGUACGUAGGUAGUAUCAAGGUCCGCAUUAGCAGAGAUGUGAGCUAUUGCAAAACAGCGGCUCAAGACAUCUGGUCAGAAAUACGCUCAAUAAAAUCUGAUAACAGUACACGCGCACAGCGUCAGGCAGGCUACGCGACUCCAUCGUUCAAGCCAGGAGAUGCAACUCUUGCUGGAGCUGGCGGUCAACCGGAGACCGAUCCAUGUGCAGGCUGUUGUGCUCCUGGACCACCAGGUAUUCCAGGAACACCUGGAAGACCAGGAAGAGCUGGUAAAUCUGGUGCAGCAGGAAUGAAUGGAAUUCACGGGAAACCUCCUCACGUCCCUUGUGAAGCCAUAACACCUCCCCCAUGCUCUCCUUGUCCGCCAGGACCACCAGGGCCGCCAGGACCGGAUGGGGUUCCAGGCCCCGCUGGAACACCUGGAGAUGAUGCCGCCCCGGGCCCACCCGGCAGCGCGGGCCCACCAGGACCUAAGGGACCUCCUGGAUCAAGAGGAAGAGAUGGCCAACCAGGAGCUGGAGGUGCUCCAGGAGCUCCUGGCAGCGGAUCUCCAGCAGUACCAGGUAAACCAGGGCCACCAGGUCCUCCCGGACCGGCCGGACCUGCAGGUUUAGAUGGAGUCGAUGGACCGUCAAAUGGUGCAGGUCCAGCCGGGAUUAAAGGACCACCAGGUCCUAUCGGUGCACCUGGCUCUGACGGUAAUCCAGGUGCACAAGGUCCCUCAGGCAAAUCAGGAAGUCCGGGAGAGAAAGGAAUUUGCCCCAAGUACUGCGCCAUCGACGGGGGAAUAUUCUUCGAAGACGGUACAAGGCGAUAG